Messenger RNA from Nannospalax galili (Upper Galilee mountains blind mole rat), 2220 nucleotides. RefSeq names its product XK related X-linked (gene Xkrx). The record is from RefSeq and is a predicted model, not a curated record. Bases 49 to 1398 code for a protein of 449 amino acids. The transcript is spliced from 3 exons. NCBI's taxonomy places the organism in Eukaryota, Metazoa, Chordata, Mammalia, Rodentia, Spalacidae. Gene Ontology annotation, cellular component: membrane.
AUGGGUGGGGAAGAACUCUGAAUACUGGACCACAACAGAACUUCCACGAUGGACAGAGUUUAUGAAAUUCCUGAGGAGCCAAAUGUGGAUCCAGUUUCAUCUCUGGAGGAAGAUGUCAUCCGUGGACCCAACCCACGUUUUACCUUUCCAUUUAGUAUCCUCUUCUCCACCUUUUUGUACUGCGGGGAGGCUGCAUCUGCCUUGUAUAUGGUUAGAAUUUAUCGAAAGAAUAACGAAACCUUCUGGAUGACAUACACCUUUUCCUUCUUUAUGUUUUCAUCCAUUAUGGUUCAGUUGACCCUAAUUUUUGUCCACAGAGACCUGGCCAAAGAUAGACCACUAUCAUUAUUUAUGCAUCUAAUCCUCUUGGGACCUGUUAUCAGAUGUUUGGAGGCCAUGAUUAAGUACCUCACACUGUGGAAGAAAGAGGGGCAGGAGGAGCCCUAUGUCAGCCUCACCCGAAAGAAGAUGCUAAUAGAUGGCCAGGAAGUGCUGAUAGAGUGGGAGGUGGGCCACUCCAUCCGGACCCUGGCUAUGCAUCGCAAUGCCUACAAACGUAUGUCACAGAUCCAAGCCUUCCUGGGCUCAGUUCCCCAGCUUACCUAUCAGCUCUAUGUGACCCUGAUCUCUGCAGAGGUGCCCUUGGGUAGAGCUGUGCUAAUGGUUUUUUCCCUGAUAUCUGUCACCUAUGGGGCUACCCUCUGCAAUAUGCUGGCUAUUCAGAUAAAGUAUGAUGACUACAAGAUUCGCCUUGGGCCACUGGAAGUCCUUUGCAUCACCAUCUGGAGGACAUUGGAAAUCACUUCCCGCCUUGUGAUUCUCGUGUUGUUCUCAGCCACGUUGAAGUUGAAGGCUGUGCCCUUCUUGGUGCUCAAUUUCCUGAUCAUCCUCUUUGAGCCUUGGGUUAAGUUCUGGAGGAGUGGUGCCCAAAUGCCAAACAAUAUUGAGAAAAAUUUCAGCCGGGUUGGCACUCUGGUGGUGCUGAUUUCGGUUACCAUCCUCUAUGCUGGUAUCAACUUCUCUUGCUGGUCAGCCUUGCAGUUGAAGUUGGCAGACAGAGAUCUUGUUGACAAAGGUCAAAACUGGGGACAUAUGGGUCUGCACUAUAGUGUGAGGUUGGUAGAGAAUGUGAUCAUGCUCUUGGUUUUUAAGUUCUUUGGAGUCAAAGUGUUACUGAAUUACUGUCAUUCCUUGAUUGCCUUACAGCUUAUCAUUGCUUAUCUGGUUUCCAUUGGUUUCAUGCUCCUUUUCUUCCAGUACUUGCAUCCAUUGCGCUCACUCUUCACCCAUAAUGUAAUAGACUACCUCCAUUGUGUCUGCUGCCACCGGCACCACCAGGGAAGGACUGAGAACUCAGAGCCAUCUUGUGAGGCUGAAACAAGACAAAGCAUUGUCUGACUUUAUCUUCUGGACAUUAUGGGAUAGGUUGGGGGGUUAUCAAGAGCAACUGUGAAAUUGAAGGAGAAGACGAGACUCCUGUGUGAGUCCUCACCAGAUCACUUUCUCAAUGAUCUAAAAAGUCUGUCAAAAAAAAAAUGUGACCUCUAAAUAGGUUUUACGUUUUUAAGAUUGACUACUAUGUUUGGAUAUCAGCACUAGUCAUUGUUUAAUUAGGAAAGUCAGAGAUACUGUUCAUCCACAUCUUACCGAAGUCAAUUGGAAUAACCUUCAAGCACCUCAGGUUCUUUGUGAAUUUCCAGCUUAGCUCAUUUGCUUGAGGCAUCGCUGAGCUUCCCUGGACUAAUCCGAAGCCUCAGAACUCUACCAGCCCACAUCCCAACUGACGAGAGGAUAUGACAGCUUACUAGCAAUGGCACUUCCCUGGGAACAGCCUGACUAUUGUAGAACCUUUUAACUGUAAGAGUGGCUGGGGUAUUUUAAUUCUAAUGAAAAACCAUGGCUAAGAAGACAAUCUCCGCUACUCACUAAAUGAGUUAGUGCUCCAAAAGGAUUUUACUAAUGUCUCCCUGGCUGGACUCAAGGUCACUGUGUAGCUGAGAACUAUGUAGCUUGAACUGAUUUUCCUGCCUCCACCUCCUGAGUGCUUGGGUUGCAGGUAUGUGCCACUGUGUUUGGUUUAUGUGGUGCUCAGCACUGAACCCAAGGCUAUGGACUCUACCAACUGAGUGACUCUUAGGGAACUGUGUACGCCUCCAGCUUAUCAAGGGAAAUGUUUGAGUGAAAACUCAUUCAGUGAGCCUUUAACAGGAACACCCUCCA